GUUCAAUUGCUUAUCAGUCUAUUGACUCGAGGAUGAUACAAUUUAACUACAUUUUAUCUUUACAUCUAACCAAGUGCAAGCGACACCGUUAGGGACCGUGUAAGUGUAUCGUUCUUAUCAUUGCAAAUAGUUUUUGCGCCCAUUCAACGAACAUACCAUUCGAACAAUUAUUUCUAUUUUGUUGUUGUUGUUGUUGUUAUGUUUCUGAAAUCGAUUCCACAAUGCCUAGACAAAAUAAGUUGACUGUAUCACAGUUUCAAUGAUUAGUUAUUCACGGCAUUCCAUGUGAAUCUGUUGUGCUUGUGCAGAAAGUUUAACGGGAUAGAAACAGCCAUGAAUUUCGUUGGGUAUAUUUUAAUUGGAAUUUUGUGUUGCACAAUUGUGUCAGGUGAUUUACGACCAUUGAAUCCAACAAAUGUUCAGACGUUUACUGUAGAUACUCGUGAUGAACAAAAUUACCGUUUGCCAAAUAAUACGAAACCGGAAACCUACGAUAUUACAAUAAGAACGACAGUGGAUGAAGCAGUGAAUGAAGACAACGACUUCAGUUUCGAAGGAACGGUGGUAAUCAACAUCAAGGCGCUAGAAGAAACGUCUACCAUUACCCUACAUGCACGCCAAUUAACCAUAACAGACAUAAGACUAAAAUCUGCAAAUGGUGGUGAUAUUCAAUUAGAAUGGACAUACUCGAUUGUUCCCGAAUUAGUCAUCCUUGCGACCAAAAGUAAACUUGAAAAAGACAAAAACUACCUAGUGACCAUCGCCUACACGGGGGAAUUGCGAAAAGAUAAUGCCGGUUUUUAUCGAUCAUCAUAUCUUGAUGCCAACGGAUUGAGACAUUGGUUGGCGACAACACAGUUUGAAUCGACCGAUGCUCGACAUGCAUUCCCAUGCUAUGAUGAACCUGCAUUUAAGGCCAAUUUCACUAUUCAUAUAGAUCAUCAUGUUUCGUAUAACGCUAUAUCAAACACUCAUGGAACAACAUCAGCACCGGAUUCGGAGGGUAGAGUUAAGACAACCUUUGCCACAACGCCACCGACAUCGACGUAUUUGAUUGCAUUUAUCGUGUCAGAUUUCGGAUAUACCGAAACAAAUGCGUCAGAUAACAAUCCAACUCAUCAACGGGUCUUCACCAGCAAAAAUAAGCUCAGCCAAACUGCAUACGCAUUGGAUGAAGGCGUGAAGAUUUUGAAUGCCAUUUCAAAAUAUGUUUCAGUGCCAUUUUCCUUGCCAAAAAUGGACCAAGCUGCGAUACCAGAUUUCCGUGCUGGAGCUAUGGAAAACUGGGGACUUGUAACAUACAGAGAGCCAUACUUGUUAUAUGAUCCGAACGUUCAUUUGCCAUCACGACAGCUCACCAUCUCCACAGUAAUUGCACACGAAUUCGGUCAUCAAUGGUUUGGCAAUUUAGUGUCGCCAAAGUGGUGGACAUACAUCUGGUUAAAUGAAGGAUUUGCAACACUGUUCGAAUACCUCGGCGCUGGAUUGGUGCAUCCGGAUUGGAAUAUUUUCAGCUAUUUUAUUACAAACCAACUGCAGCCCGUUCUUCGCACUGAUGCAAAAUCGACUACGCGCGCAAUGACCACUUAUGCAGAAAGUCCAAGUGGUGUAUCUGGUUUAUUUGACAGCAUUGCCUAUGCGAAAUCUGGUUCGGUCAUUCGCAUGUUUUUGCACGCACUUGGCGAGGACACGUUCAAAAAAGGACUCACAUAUUAUUUAAACGCACAAGCACAUAGUGUGGCUGACGAAGACAACUUGUUUGAAAACCUCAACAAAGCGGCCAAAGAAGAUAAAAUGAUUGCCGAUCCAUUAACGGUGAAGGAACUGUUUGGUUCAUGGUCGAAUCAAAAGGGAUUCCCAUAUUUGAAGGUUGUACGAAAUUCCAAUGGUUCGGUGACACUGUUGCAAGGGGAAUACGAUGCAGUCUACAAGCCAGAUGAACCAAACACACGUACCUGGUGGAUUCCAUACAAUUUUGCAACAAGAAAAGUCCCCGAAUUCGCUGUAACCACGCCAACUGGUUGGUUCCCGAAAGGUCAAAACCAAACCCUCAUUCCCGAAGAUAAUACGAAAUGGACGAAAGACGAUUGGUUGGUUUUCAAUCGUCAGCAAACUGGCUUCUAUCGCGUUUGGUAUGACCAACACAACUACGAUUUGAUUAACAAAGAACUGAACUCCGGCAAUCUGUCUUCGAUUCAUGAAAACAAUCGGGCUCAAUACAUUGAUGAUUUGAAUGAUUUUGUGAGCACUGGUCGUGUUCCACCAAAAACUCUGUUCAGUGCAUUGACCUAUUUGUCAAAUGAAAGCCAUUACGCACCAUGGGUGUCAGCCCGACGUGCACUUUUGGAUUUAAAUCAAAUUUUCGCCGCCAGUAAAAAGCAGCACAAAUUCAAUGACUUUGUUGCAAAAAUUGUGACGAACUUCUACAAGAAUAAGACAUUGGACGCAAUUGAAAAUGAACCACUUUUCGAUAAACUCUCGCGAAACAUUGCCGUUGAAUUGGCCUGUCGAUUUGGUGUUCCACAGUGUUUGAGCGAAACCUAUAUCAAAUUCCACGAUUUUGUUAAGAAUGGCAACAAACCAUCGCAAGAUAAUCGCGGUUUAGUGUUUGCCAACGGAAUACGUAACGCUACAAGCAAAGAAAUCAACAAAUUUUGGAAUUACCUUGUUGCUACCAACUCCGAUGAUGAACGCAAAGAAAUCAUCACCAGCUUGGGAAAUAUUCAAAAUAGCACAUACAUCAAACGUGUUCUAAACAAAACUCUCGGUAAUGUGGGCACUCGAGUGACCAAAGCCGAUUUAGUGUCGAUCAUUCAAUCGAUUAGUGGCGGUAAUCAAAGUGGUCUUGCGAUUACCAUCACAUUCCUCGGACAUAAUUUGGAAAAAGUCAAUACGACCAUCGGAUCAGUUCCUACGAUUCUAACAUCGGUUGCCUCAAAGGUUGUUACAGCUGAAGUUCAAACUGAUUUCGUCAAUCUGUUGGAUUUGGCCAAAUCUAAAAACUUAAUCACCGACGCUGAAAUCGAAACUCUCAAAAAUACUGUCAACGACAAGGUGGACUGGCAAAAGAACAAUGUGAAACAAUUUGAAGACGCUCUUUCGAAAGCUGGACCAAAGUCAGCCGCUUCAAUGACAGUUCUUCUAGUUUUGCUCGUUCUUAUAUUCUGUUUGGUUCACUGGAAUGCCGAAUAAACCAGCAUUGUUUAGCCUAGCCAUGAGUUCACAUGCACAUUUAACCCUCAACUGCAUGAAUUUUUCCUAGGACUAGGAGUACUGGUAUUUGGUUGAUUUUUGGAAAUAGAUAACGAAAAAAAUAUUCAUAAUCCUAGAUUUCCCAUGGUUUAGUCAGGAAAUGCGAUAGAAAUAAGUCAGAGAACAAUGAAAUCCAUUGUUUAAAAGUGUCAAAAAUAUGUCCAAUUUGGAAACCGAAUAAUUUAUUUUGUCAAAUUUUUGUUUUCGUGCACAUUUUUGUUUAUAACUCACCAAUCGUACGACAUAGACAAAUGACGCCAAAGACAAAAAUAAAGAAAAAACAUUGACAAAUAAAAA
Molecule: messenger RNA, 3549 nt
Organism: Sitodiplosis mosellana (orange wheat blossom midge)
Lineage: Eukaryota; Metazoa; Arthropoda; Insecta; Diptera; Cecidomyiidae
Product: aminopeptidase N-like
Exons: 9
Coding region: 334-3192 (952 amino acids)
Biological process (GO): proteolysis; peptide catabolic process
Cellular component (GO): cytoplasm
Molecular function (GO): zinc ion binding; peptide binding; metalloaminopeptidase activity
Source: RefSeq, a predicted model, not a curated record